This is a messenger RNA of Penicillium malachiteum, 1737 nucleotides long. RefSeq lists its product as uncharacterized. Gene Ontology annotation, cellular component: mitochondrion. Gene Ontology annotation, biological process: L-leucine biosynthetic process. The transcript has 3 exons. Lineage: Eukaryota; Fungi; Ascomycota; Eurotiomycetes; Eurotiales; Aspergillaceae. The record is from RefSeq and is a predicted model, not a curated record. Gene Ontology annotation, molecular function: 2-isopropylmalate synthase activity. Bases 1 to 1737 code for a protein of 578 amino acids.
AUGCCUCUUUCCACAAGUGAUAUUGCCCAGAAGUAUCACAAGAGGUUGCCAAUUGCCAACUUGCCCGAUCGCCAAUGGCCGUCAAAGUCACAAGACAAGGCUCCAAUUUGGCUAUCGACAGAUCUUCGCGAUGGAAAUCAAGCACUCCCAAGCCCAAUGAAUUUUGAACAAAAGUGGAAGUUCUUUCAUCUGCUUCUUGCAAUGAGGUUCAAGCAGAUAGAAAUAUCAUUUCCCUGCGCUUCGGAAACAGAAUUUGCGUUCACAAGAAGCGUCGCCGAUUCAUCAGGAGUGGUACCUGACGAUGUAACUCUCGAGGUCAUCGCUCCCUGUCGGAAGGAUACACUUGCUCGAGCUGUUGAAAGUAUCAGGGGUGCUCGGAAUGUCAUCAUCUUCACCUUCUUGGCGACCAGUGACAAUUAUCAAGAAACCAUCUUCGAAGCCAGUGAGGAAGCCUUGCUGGAACGCGCGAGGACUUGCGUGGAAUACCUCCGGUCAAUAACAAAGGAUGACCCCUAUGCCUCUUCGCAGACCAAUUGGUCCUUCGGAUUUGGGUUUGAGGACUUUGGCAACAGUCGACCCGAAGUCGCACUACGCCUUGCAGAGACUGUCAAGGCAGCCUGGAGGCCAACACCAGAUAAACCCAUUAUUCUUGGCUUGGCAACCAGCGUGGAAUCUUAUACACCCAAUGUAUACGCUGAUCAGGUUGAGUAUUUCUCACGCAAUAUUUCCAACCGCGACGCGGUUUGUAUAUCACUGCACACACACAACGAUCGCGGCUGCGCCGUUGCUUCUGCAGAACUCGGCACCUUAGCUGGCGCAGAUCGAGUUGAAGGCUGUCUCUUUGGCAAUGGUGAGCGUGCCGGGAACCUCGAUCUUGUUACUAUGGGCCUCAACUACCUGACACAAGGAAUUGAUCCUGGACUGGACUUUUCAAUUCUUCCUCGUGCUCGUCAGGUGUAUGAAGAAAUAACUGGGUUGCCCAUACACCCUCGUGCCCCAUAUGCAGGCGACUACUACUUCCGUGCUUUUAGUGGAUCUCAUCAAGAUGCGAUUCGUAAGGGCCUGAAAAAGUAUUCUGCGGCUGAGGCAGAGUCCAAUGUGCAACCUACAUGGCGUAUACCAUAUUUGCCUCUUGACCCGGCGGAUGUCGGUUUGACAUUCGAUUGUGUAAUUGGUAUCAAUAGUCAGAGUGGUAAGAGUGGGGUCUCAUGGGUCCUUCGGCAGGGGCUCCAGCUUAAUAUUCCAGACGUACUGGCCAGUGUUUUUUCGAAGUAUGUUAAGUCUGAAUCAGAACGUGUCAGCCGAGCUCUUGUUGAGCGAGAAGUUUGCGAUUUGUUCUUACGCACAUAUGCAGUUGGGGAGGUGGACUCUCGUGUUUGGGUCAGACAGAUCAAUGGCGCCCAGUUUAGCAUGAAUCUGGAUACCUGUGCAAGGAGAAGUGUUGGCGAUAUUGCAUUGCAUAUCUCUCAGGUCUUGGGUAGAUAUGUGCGUCCCGUUCAAAAUCACAAAGACCAGUUUAUUUCCGAGGCCACCCGGAAGGUGACUUAUGUUGAGUGUACGUUGGAUGGAGCUUCGCUUGGCUGGGGAGUUGGCAUCGGGGCCGAUGGAAAAGAGAAUGUUCGAGCGAUCAUAUCUGCACUAUCAUCUACCGGACUCAUCAAUGCAGAGACAGGUCUUCCCUCACCCCAGUCACCCACUGCAGCUUCUUUGGACGGCGGCGAGAUGUCUCUAUCGUAG